CUCAGGCUGAAGACAGGGAUCAGCUGCAGUGUUAUGACCGGACCGGAGGACUUCAACUCUUUUUCAUCUGAUUUCUGAGACACCAUGGCGACGUUUGGACAAGUCAUCUUCUACACCAUCAUCACCCUCAUCGUCAUUUUCACCGUCGUCAUCAUCCUCAUCUUCACCAUAACCUUCACAAGCCAGACCACCGAGGCCCUGAGCAGCAGCACCAAGCCCAUCGGGAACGUGGGGGAGGACCUGGUGCUCGACUGCUACCUGUACUCCAACGUGGUGGGCCAGGACACCUUCACCCAGGUGUCGGUGGCCUGGACCAAGGCGGACCUGGAGGGGGAGGUGUACGCCUACAGGGACGGGGCACCGAACCUGCAGGGCCAGGCCCCCCAGUUCAGAGGCAGGACUCAGCUGUUCCCCGACUCCAUCAGCCAGGGAAACGCCUCCCUGCUGCUGCGGAGCAUCCGCCUGAGCGACCAGGGAGACUACACCUGCAGCAUCGACUCCUCGGGUGGAGGCGGGGAGAUCAGCAUCCACCUGAGGACUGCAGCUUUUUCGGCCCCCACAUUCAGCUUCUCAAACGGGACCCUCACCGCCGUAGCCCGCAAGUGGUUCCCCAGGCCCAACGUCACCUGGGUGAACCAGACCGGGAGCCUCCUGGAGGCCAGCACCGCCUGGACCCAGAGCCCCGUGGGGACCUUCGCCGUGGUCAGCAGUCUGCAGCCGCCCCACCUGGACGAGACCUACAGCUGCAGGAUCGAGAACCGCUUCGUGAUCGCUGUAGGCGAGGCCACCGUAGCAGAGAACUCAUGUGUGUGUGUUUCAGAGGCUGGAGUGUCGCAGAGGACCUACUUCGUCUACAGCGAGGCUGCAGGCUCCCUGCCUGUGUCCCUGGUCCUGGACGCCGCCGCCGUCGUCCUCUCCAUGUACUGUGUGAGUUAGGAGGCCCGGGGCCCUGUGGUGGUCUGAUGCCGUCCCUGGGCUCAGUGCAGCGGUGCACAAGACGGAUGCUGCAAGAACAGGUGCUGUCCCCAUAUCAGACAGUCCCAUCAGUUUUAACGUGUUUUAGUUUCGUUUGAUGCUUCAAAGCUUUCCAAAAUCUUUAAACUGAAUGCUCCUCAGUUUGUUUUGAUAAAACAAGCAUUUACUACAUUGACACUGGUGAAACAUCAAAUAACCUCAUCGACCAAACAGGAUGAACAGUAGCUGGGUGUUUCUCUCAUCCUAAUUCCACACUCACAUUUAAUCCAUUUAAAUAAAUGGCUGAAAAUCUUCAGGCGAGAUGAUCUCUGCUUGGUCUUAAUGGUGGUAAAUCUGAAUGACAUUUGGUUUCUGGUGAAGUGAAGAAGUUAUCUGGGAUGGAUGAGUUACUCACUCUUCUGUCAUUUCAGUGGUGUUUAGGGGUGCUUUUACUUCUGUGAGUAGUUUCUCAGUGAUCAUUUAAUCUACAAAAGACAAAGACUGCUGAAGUUUCUACAUUUUAGACUCAGUGAGAUAGAAGAGUGUUGUUUUAGUCCUUUGUCUGAAGUCAGCCACUGGCAAAAUGAAUUUUCCUACGUGCAAAUAAAGGUGAACUCGUUCUGAACGCUGAAGAAUCACAGUGAAAGUGUUUUAUUCGGUCCAGAUGAAUCCUUUAUGCA
This is a messenger RNA of Salarias fasciatus (jewelled blenny), 1634 nucleotides long. It is a transcript of the gene vtcn1, whose product is annotated as V-set domain containing T cell activation inhibitor 1. Gene Ontology annotation, biological process: T cell receptor signaling pathway; regulation of cytokine production. The transcript is spliced from 5 exons. NCBI's taxonomy places the organism in Eukaryota, Metazoa, Chordata, Actinopteri, Blenniiformes, Blenniidae. The record is from RefSeq and is a predicted model, not a curated record. Bases 85 to 936 code for a protein of 283 amino acids. Gene Ontology annotation, cellular component: external side of plasma membrane. Gene Ontology annotation, molecular function: signaling receptor binding.